Callithrix jacchus (white-tufted-ear marmoset) is the source of this 7604-nucleotide messenger RNA. RefSeq lists its product as uncharacterized. The record is from RefSeq and is a predicted model, not a curated record. Lineage: Eukaryota; Metazoa; Chordata; Mammalia; Primates; Cebidae.
UUCGCUCCUCCCGGAAGUCAGCGGUGCCGCCCUCGAGGCUGCUGCUGCCCAGGUCGCCAUAUUCCCCGCGGGACCGGCUGGGCUCUGGCCUCAGGCCGCCCACCCCGCUCCAGCCGCCGCCGCCUCUGCCUCGCAGCUGCGAGAAGAGGAGAUGGAGCGACCUCCAGGCACCGGGAGGCCGCGGCUCCCACAGCAACCGGCGGGACUGAGGAGAAAGACGCCAGGAAGCGGAAGGUUCUCGCCGGCCCGAGGGUCGCUUUGGGCUGCACCCCUUGGUUCCUGCCUGCGAGCAGCUGCUGGGACCCUCCCUGCCAAGUUGCUCCCCGAAAAGCUCCAGGGCUCUCGGGUCUGCAGGGAGGGACACUUUCCCCCUCACUGUGAGUCUGCAAACUCGGAGCCGGGCGGACCGCGAGGUCAGGAGAUUGAGACCAGCCUGGCUAACGCGGUGAAACCCGCCUCUACUAAAAAUGCAAAAACCAGCCAGGCGUGGUGGCACACACCGGUGGUCCCAGCUACUCAGAAGGCUGAGGCCGGAGAAUCGCUUGAACCCGGGAAGUGAAGGUUGCAGUGAGCCGAGGUCGCACCACUAAACUUCAGCCACGGCGACAGAAUGAGACUCCGUCUCAAAAAAAAGACACAGCCAAGACUGACCAUGAGAAACCCUGGAAGCUCAGGAAGGAAGGAGCCACCCAGGAGCAGGGACAGGGAGCUGGCGGGGAAGACCAGAAAUCAGGAAGCAAAAAAUUUGGAUAUCCCUGCUUUACGUCAAGAAAAACAAAGACACUGUAUCUUUAGAAUGCCUAAACACACUACCAGCCAUGCAAAUAACAUGAGACAGGCCAUCAGUUUUCCACCUGAUUAUCUGUAUCCUUGGCAUGGCUUUCUUGGCGUUCUGUGGAUGCUUUUAACUAUUGUGUUUCUGGGAGUUUCUACCGUUGGCCUUUUCCUCCGAAAAAUUACCUUCUGUCGCUGUGCUCAAGCCUUGGACAGGGAGCUGGCAGAGAGCAAGGCUGCCUACAAGCGGCACAGAUGGAGAAUGAGGAAAAAGAAGAGAGUGCCAGGGAGACACAUGAGUGAGGAGCCAGCCCAGAAACGCCUGUGCCUGAAGAACGCUUUCUGGCGAGCAGAUUCAGGACCUCAUUCGGUUCCCAUGAGGAACAGCAGCUGCGUCCCAAGUGAAAUCACAGAGAAGACAAAGCAGGUUAACAUGGCUGCAGCACAGCGUCAUCACUGCUCAGCAUUGCCCUGCUCACCCUACCUCAUGGCUGACCCUUCAGGACCACUGAUGGCUUGCCCGUCACCUCCUCCAUCUGGGUGUCAUCUGGGAGCUCCACCAUUCCCAUCAGCUAAAGGUGUUCUGGGACCUCUGAUAACUCCUCAACUCCAGUGUCCACUAGGACCUCUGCCAGCUUCGUCAGAUGGUGAGUUUUCGAGACCACAGACACCUACACCCGCAUGUCUUCUGGCUGGUUUACCACCUUCUUCAGCCAAUGAUUUUCUGAGCUUAUACACAAUUCCACCUGAGUGUCUAUGCACACCUCUGCCAGCUUCGUCAGAUGAUGAGUUCUCGAGACCACAGACACCUACACCUGAAUGUCUUCUGGCAGCUUUACCACCUUCUUCAGCCAAUGAUUUCCUCGGCUUAUACACAAUUCCACCUGAGUGUCUAUGCACGCCUCUGCCAGCUUCGUCAGAUGAUGAGUUCUCGAGACCACAGACACCUACACCUGAAUGUCUUCUGGCAGCUUUACCACCUUCUUCAGCCAAUGAUUUCCUCGGCUUAUACACAAUUCCACCUGAGUGUCUAUGCACGCCUCUGCCAGCUUCGUCAGAUGAUGAGUUCUCGAGACCACAGACACCUACACCUGAAUGUCUUCUGGCAGCUUUACCACCUUCUUCAGCCAAUGAUUUCCUCGGCUUAUACACAAUUCCACCUGAGUGUCUAUGCACGCCUCUGCCAGCUUCGUCAGAUGAUGAGUUCUCGAGACCACAGACACCUACUCCUGAGUGUCUUCUAGCUUCUUUACCACCUUCUUCAGCCAAUGAUUUUCUCGGCUUAUACACAAUUCCACCUGAGUGUCUAUGCACGCCUCUGCCAGCUUCGUCCGAUGAUGAGUUUUAGAGACUGCAGACACCUACAACCAAAUGUCUUCUGGCUGCUUUACCACCUUCUUCAGCCAAUGAUUUUCUCGGCUUAUACACAGUUCCACCCGAGUGUCUAUGCACACCACUGCCACUGUCUACAGAUGAUGAUCUUUGAAAACCACAGACAGCACCACUCAAGUGUCUUCUGGCACCUGUUCCACCUCUCCAGAUGAUAAUCUUUGGAGACCACAGACACCACCACUCAAGUGUCUUCUGGCACCUGUACCACCUUCUCCAGAUGAUAAUCUUUGGAGACCACAGACACCACCACUCAAGUGUCUUCUGGCACCUGUUCCACCUCUCCAGAUGAUACUUCAAGAACACAGACACCACCACUUGAGUGCCUUCCGGCAUCUAUACCACCUUCUCCAGAUGAUAAUCUUUGGAGACCACAGACACCACCACUCAAGUGUCUUCUGGCACGUGUUCCACCUCUCCAGAUGAUGAUACUUCAAGAACACAGACACCACCACUUGAGUGCCUUCCAGCAUCUAUACCACCUUCCCCGGAUGAUCAUCUUUGAAAACCACAGACGCCACCACUCAACUCAAGUGUCUUCUGGCAACUCUACCACCUUCUCCAAAUGAUCAUCUUCGGAGACCACAGACACCACCAUUCAAGUGUCUUCUGGCAUCUCUACCACCUUCUCCAGAUGAUCAUCUUUGGAGACCACAGACGCCACCACUCAAGUGUCUUCUGGCAUCUCUACCACCUCCUCCGGUUGAUAAUCUUUGGAGACCACAGACACCACCACUCAAGUGUCUUCUGGCAUCUCUGCCAUCUUCUCCAGAUGAUCAUCUUUGGAGACCACAGACACCACCACUCAAGUGUCUUCUGGCAUCUCUGCCAUCUUCUCCAGAUGAUCAUCUUUGGAUACCACAGACAUCACCACUCAAGUGUCUUCUGGCAUCUCUGCCACCUUCUCCCGAUGAUCAUCUUUGGAUACCACAGACACCACCACUCAAGUGUCUUCUGGCAUCUCUACCACCUUCUCUAGAUGAUCAUCUUUGAAAAUUACAGACGCCACCACUCAAGUGCGUUUUGGCAUCUCUACCACCUCCUCCGGUUGAUAAUCUUUGGAGACCACAGACACCACCACUCAAGUGUCUUCUGGCUUCUCUACCACCUUUUUUAGAUGAUCAUCUUUGAAAACCACAGACGCCACCACUCGAGUAUCUUCCGAUACCUCUACCGUCAUCUCCAGCUGAUUAUUUUCUGAGACGACACACAGCUUCCAUCCAUUGUCUUCUGGGACCUCAACCACUUUCUCCAACUGAAAAUUUUUGAGAUUACAAGUAGCUCCACCAUUUGAGUGUCCCCUUGGACCUCAGCUACCUAUUUCAAUAGAGUGUCUUCUGGUAUCUCUUCACCUUCUUGAUGAUCUUCUGAGACCACAGACACCUCCACCUGAGUGUACUCUAGUUCCUCUCCCACCAUCUUCAGCUGAAGAUUUCGUAAGAAAAUCUUCACGUGCACACCUCAACCUGAGUGUCCUCUGGUAUCUCUACCACUCUCCAGCUGAAGAUGUUCUGAGGCCUCGCACACCACCACUUGAGUGUUCUCUGAUACCUCUGCCACCAUCUCAAGCUGAAGACUUUCUGAGCCCACACACUCCUCCACCUGAGUGGAAUCUGUUACCUUUACCAUCUUCUACAGCUAAUGACUUUCUGGCAGACCAUAGGCAGCUCCACCACUUGAGCAUUUUCUGGAACCUCAACUUCCUAUUUCAGUCACGUGUCCUCUGGGACUUCAACCACCUACUUCACUCGAAUGUCCUGUGCCACCUCAACCAUCUUCUCCAAGUGCAGAUUCUCUGAGACCACAGUCACUCCUUCAGUCAUGUGCUCUCUGGUGUCUCCACCAUCUUCUCCAGCUGGUGAUCUUCUGAAACCACAGACACCUCCAGCAAUUGAGUGUCCUCUGAGACUUCCUUUAUGUCUUCCAACUAUUUGUUUUGUGGGACCUCUAGCACCUCCUCCAGCUGUACCUCCUAUGGGACUUUAUCUACCUCAUCCAGGUGUCUGUCCUGAGGUACCUCAACCACCUCAUCCAUCUAGUCUGUCAUGUGGGACCCCAUCCACCUCAUCCACCUGUCUAUCCUGGAGGACCCCAUCCACCUCAUCCAGAUGUCUGUCCUGGGGGACCCCAUCCACCUCAUCCACCUGUCUGUCCUGGAGAGCCCCAUCCACCUCAUCCAGAUGUCUGUUUUGGAAGACCCCAUCUACCUCGUCCAGGUGUCUGUCCUGGAGGACUUUAUCCACCUCAUCAAUCUAUCUGUCCUGGGGGACCCCAUCCACCUUAUCCACCUGUCUGUCCUUGAGGACCCCAUUCACCUCAUCCACCUGUCUGUCCUGGAGAGCCCCAUCCACCUCAUCAAUCUAUCUGUCCUGGGGGACCCCAUCCACCUCAUCCACCUGUCUGUCCUGGAGAGCCCCAUCCACCUCAUCCAUCUGUCUGUCCUGGGGGACCCCAUCCACCUCAUCCAUCUCUCUGUCCUGGGGGGCCCUAUCCACCUCAUCCAGCUCUCUUUCCUGGGGGACUUCAUCUUCUUCCUCCAGCAGUGUGGCCUCUGGGACCUCAGCCUACUGUUCCAUUUAGUGGCUACUGGCACCUCGGCCACCUUCUCUACCUUGGUGGCCUCCCUUAGCUAUCACCUUCACAUGAGUCUCCUCUAGGACCUAAAGAAUCUCCUCAUGACCUCUCAGCCCUCAGCCACCUCCUUCCUAGGUUUUCUCUCGUACUUCGACCACCUCCUUCACUUGGCUGACCUGCUGUCUCAACCGACACUCAACCUUCACCUGAGUGUCCCCUUGGACUUUACCCCCUCCUCUAGUCAUGCGGCCUCUGAGACCUCGACCAACACCUCUAAAUGCACCACUUGAUGUGAUGAUUUUAACGGUAUAAAGUAAUUUGUAAAAAAAUUCAUCUCUUCUUUUUUGAGUGAAUAGAAAGAAAUGGCACAGAUGGUCCUGCAGGGCUUUGCAGUACAAGGUGACACUGGCUGAGAUCCUGGUCACUUUUCUCAAGUUUCUGAGAGUACACAGUCGGUUGUAGUAUUUCCUCAUCAUGAGUUUGGCAGCAGGUAUCUCUUGUAGAUAAAGACACAUUUUGUGUUUUUGUGGGGACAGUCUCACUGUGUCACCCAGGCUGGAGUGCAGUGGUGCAAUCCUGGCUCAGUGCAGCCUCCGUCUCCAGGGUUCAGGUGAUCCUCCCACCUUAGCCUUCAGAGCAGCAGCUGGGACUACAGUCACGCACCACCAAAUUUGGCUUCUUUUUAUUUUUUAAAUUUUGAGAUGGAGUCUCACUCUGUUGCCAGGCUGCAGUGCAGUGGCACCAUCUUGGCUGACUGCAACCUCUGCCUCUUAGGUUCAAGCAGUUCUCCCACCUCUGCCUCCCAAGUAGCUGGGGCCACAGGUGCAUGUCCCCAUGCCCAACUAAUUUUUUGUAUUUGUAGCAGUGACAGUGUUUCACUAUGUUGGCCAGGACAGUCUUGAUUUACUGAUCUCUUGAUCUGCUCGCCUUGCCCUUUGAAAGUGCUGGGAUUACACACAGUAGCCACGGUGCCCAGCCUUCCUUUUUUUUUUUUUCUUUUUAUGGAGAUGGAGUCUCGCUUUGCCACCAGGCUGGAGUGCAGUGGUGAGAUCUCAGAUCUCAGCUCACUGCAGUCUCUGCCUCCCGGCUUCAAGUGAUUCUUCUGCCUCAGCCUCCUGAGUAGCUGAGACUACAGGUGCAUACCAUCACACCUGGCUAAUUUUGUAUUUUAGUAGAGACAGGGUCUCAUCAUAUUGGCCAGGCUGGUGUUGAAUUCCUGACCUCAGGUGAUCCACCCAUGUCGGCCUCAGAAAGUGCUGGGAUUACAGGUGUGAGCCACCAUGCCUUCUCUCUCUCUCUCUCUCUCUCUCUCUCUCUCUCUCUCUCUCUCUCUCUCUCUCUCUGUCUCUCUCUCUCUCUCUCUCUCUCUCUCUGUCUCUCUCUCUCUCUCUCUCUCCUCUCCUCUCUGUUUUUAAAACUUUGUGUAGAGACUGUGUUUCACCAUGUUUCCCAGGCUGGUCUCAAACUUCUGGACUCAUGCCAUCUGCCAACUGAGGCCUUCCAAAGUGCUGAGAUUACAGGCUUAAGCCACCAGCCCAGCCAGAGAUUGUGUAUAGAAGCCAGAAAUAGCAGUUCUGCAGGUGUGCAUCAAACCUGGGCCACAUGGCCGACUCUGUGAGGGAUGAGACCCGUCCCUGACUUGCAGGGCGUCCUGUCUCCUCCAGCAGAGAGAUCCACACUAAAGGGCACAGAGCUUGUGACCACCCACCCACAAUGGAAGCACAAGUGAAGGGACCCGGGGUGCAAAAGAAAGAGACCGAAUCUCCUGAGAACAAGCAGGAGGCUGUGAAAGAGAAGACUGGAGCUGGUUGGUUUUCCCUUGGGGGUCUGUGUAACUCAGGUGGAGCUGGAAGGCUCCUGGCUGGGCAAGCAGUGUGAGCAGGAGCAUGGAGGCUGCAUGAGGGCCCCAUAGAGCUGCCGCGGGAGAGCUCAGAGGCCUGGUGUGCACAAGGAAUUAUGCCCCCAGCACUUCCUCAGUGCUCUACUGCCCUUAGUCCAUUAUCUCUAGGAAUGAUGAUUCUUUCCCUGGGUGUGUGACGUCUCUGGAUCAGGGUGAAUGAAUGCCUAGAGCUCUGGGAAAUUUCACUUGGUUCUGUCAGGGGCCCUAUCUCCCCUACUGUUUAUGUUGCCGGGAGACUAACAGUGAGAAUGUGUCUGGUUUAGUGGAGCUGCACCUUGGUGUUCAGAAUCAGGUUGACUCUGGCAGAAAACUCAAAGCCCCCCAGCCUCCCACAGCAGUGGCCAUUCUUUUCUGAUUCUGAUCCAGAUGUUGAACUUGGGAGACAGUUACAACCUGGAUCCCAAUUCUGUCUGAAAGCAACAGAAUAACAUAAGCUAUACUACUAGUGGGUGACUCUUGGCCCAGCCCAGUGUAAUGAGACAUAAAUGAAUGACCAUGACCUCAGAAGCAAAAACAAAACAAAAAACAGAGCAACCAGUAGAUGUUCUGGAGGGCCUGAGUUUGCCAGGUCUCAACUGUGAUCUGUAAAGUGAAAUGAGAUCAUCAUCACCAUGCAGGAAACAUGAAUGAAAUAGAAAACUAACUGGAGACUCUAAACGUGUUUGGAAAGAGGCGCUACGUGUAAGUGGGGGCAUGUUCUGCCUGGUGGGCUUCCCUGUCAGUCAAGGAAUUGGGUGGGGACCUGGCUCUCCAGGGAUCCAUGCCUGCCUUCUGUUCUUCUGUGGAGCCGUCUUCCCAUUUCCUGUGGUACGGGGGCAACUGGGCAGGGACCAGGGUGCCCACUCUUGAGCGUCUCCCUGUUCUCAACUCAGUGCCACUUGCCUCCCCUCACUGUGUCAUUGUCCCUGCAUCUGAACGGGGUGGGUGGCCUGCCCCUUUGAUCAGCUUCCUUUGUCUUUCAUUUAGG